Messenger RNA from Daldinia caldariorum, 2187 nucleotides. RefSeq lists its product as uncharacterized. Bases 1 to 2187 code for a protein of 728 amino acids. The transcript is spliced from 4 exons. Gene Ontology annotation, cellular component: membrane. The record is from RefSeq and is a predicted model, not a curated record. NCBI's taxonomy places the organism in Eukaryota, Fungi, Ascomycota, Sordariomycetes, Xylariales, Hypoxylaceae. Gene Ontology annotation, biological process: calcium ion transmembrane transport; intracellular calcium ion homeostasis. Gene Ontology annotation, molecular function: calcium channel activity; calcium, potassium:sodium antiporter activity.
AUGGCCGAUGGAACCGACAUUGCUUACAAUGUCGCCGCCUUUCUUAGCGCUCUAUUCCUUCUCGAGUCUGGCGCGGAUAAAUUCAUAGACCAUACUGCUAUCGUCGCACGACAUAUAGGAGUUCCUGAAAGCGCGAUCGCCCUUCUUACAGCUGGUGCCGAAUGGGAGGAGCUUGUUGUUGUUAUAUCCGCCCUGGCCCAGGGCCGACCAUCACUGGCGGUGGCUAAUACCGUGGGGUCCGCUAUCUCAAACAUUCUUGGCGCCUUUUCACUCGGUCUUCUAUUCUUUGAUAAGGAGGAGCCUAUUCGGUUCGACAGGAGCUCACGAAUAUAUUCCCUUGUGUUGCUCGGCAUUACUACUCUUGUCACACCUGUCGUCUAUUUCUCAAAUCAGAUCCUCUGGUUGGCGUGCGGUUCUUUCUUAAUUGCUGUGUUUGGCAUGUAUACCAUCUCCGUAGGUUGGGCCAUCAGUAAGGGCAGCCUUACUGCCCCGGAAGACUCAGACGACGAUAGUAGCGAUGAUAGCAGUAGUGAUGAAGGCGAGGAUUUACCACACGAAACCCAGGCACUUCUACGCCGAGCUUCGUCGACCACCGCGCCGUCCCAAAGGAAUUAUCUAAGCCGACACACUUUAACGUACCAUAUAUUUUAUCUUCUCGUCGGUUUCUUAGCAGUCUGCCUUGCAGGUUUUGUCCUUUCCCGCGCAGCGAUCAACAUCACGGACGCGAUCGGAAUUUCCGAGAUUCUCAUCGGCGUUGUGAUUCUCUCCAUAGCCACGACGCUGCCCGAAAAGUUCAUUUCCGUCAUCAGUGGCCACCGAGGCCACGCAGGAAUCCUCGUGGCUACCACGACAGGAAGCAACGUCUUUCUGCUUUCGCUCUGUAUGGGGAUCACCAUGGUCAACGCAUCUGGAGAGUUCAACCAUGGGAAUGUCACCAUUUGCGAGCUAGCAGUUCUGUGGUGUGCAACUCUUGCUUUUACGCUGACAGUGUGGUUUAACGCGAGGUCUUCUCGCUGGAUUGGAGGGGCAAUGUUGGGGACGUAUAUUAUCUUUAUUGUCUUGGAGUUCUCACUUAUCCACAGGAUUCCUGAUUCAAUUGGGCCUCAUGUCCUCAACGAAAAAUUAGCAUGGGCUUCCGUGCCUGACCUUGACGACACCAAAUCCGGUGGAAACCGUUCAUUCUGGCGAAUCACCCUUACUUACCUCCUUGCUACGAACGGCUGCGAAAAUGUAAACCCUUUUAAGAUUUCCAGAAAGGCACCGAUUGAACAUGACUUGGACGACGACGUAGUCAUUGCGGCUCGGGCUUUUGAUACCGCGGGUUCUGCCUUUAUGUGCCGGGAUGGAGCCACGUAUUUGGAUGACGAGGGCAUGGGCAUGAUUCUCGGGAGUGCCGUAUCGAACGAUAUAAUGGAUCUCCAUGUUGAUAUCCUAACUGGGGAGACGCGGAACAUACUUCGUCUUCAAUAUCCCCCUUUCGAUGAUAUUACCCAAUACAUGCGGACAACAUCCACUAUCUCAUCAUCUACGCUCUGCGAGAUCUUCAGGGGUCAUCGCCGAGCACGAAUGCACAACCGCGAAGAUGGACGCGUAUCAUCUAGCUCGCCAGCAUACAGCUUCUCUCGAGCCCGCCAGACGUAUUUCGAGACCCUCGAGCUGUAUGUCAACAAGUACCCGCAGUUUUGGAUCUACCACAUGGCCAAGCCCCAAAUAACCGAAGCCGGGAUAGCCGAGCCGCUAAUCUACGGACUUAAGAGGGUAGGCACUCAGUCUCAGCUACCAGCCUCUCCAGCGAACAACUCCUUCGAGCCAUGGUACGACACGGUAGAAGACGGCUCCAAGAAAUUGGCCGAAAAGAACCCCCUCGGCGCCAGCGCAGACUUGAGCCCCGUCGUCCGCGGCAUCCAUAGCCUCUGGCACCGACAACUGCUCGACGGUAUCAAGAAGCCCGGAUGGGGCCGCGAGUUCGAUCGCAGGUCGGACAUGCUGCUGGGCGAGGCGGGGAAGACCUUGGAAAACAAGGGCGAGAUAACUGAUGAGACAUAUAAGUUCAUGAUCGCUUAUGGGAGAUUGAGCAUGGGCCUGCCAUAUAUAGCAUAUCUCAUACCGUUGAUGUUAUUAUCAUGGCGUUCGGGCCUAUAUAUCCUCUUUGAGACGUUUGGGAUAGAGUGGCGGGCGCUCGAGUAG